This is a messenger RNA of Leptinotarsa decemlineata (Colorado potato beetle), 350 nucleotides long. RefSeq names its product homeobox protein ceh-30. Gene Ontology annotation, cellular component: nucleus. Gene Ontology annotation, molecular function: RNA polymerase II cis-regulatory region sequence-specific DNA binding; DNA-binding transcription factor activity, RNA polymerase II-specific. Gene Ontology annotation, biological process: cell differentiation; regulation of transcription by RNA polymerase II. Lineage: Eukaryota; Metazoa; Arthropoda; Insecta; Coleoptera; Chrysomelidae. The record is from RefSeq and is a predicted model, not a curated record.
AUGUUUUCGGAUGAUCGCGAAGGGUUAAGAAAGGGAGGCGCUUCCUAUUCCAAGGGUGGAGCCUACCAACGGUUCCCCGAUUCCGAUCCCGAUACUUCCGACUACCGCAACGUCGAGACUCCACCGUCGCCCGCCUCUAAGAGCUUCUUCGGGGGCGGCGACGCCCAAUCGGAGGCGUCGAAGAGCCGCAAGCCACGUCGCAGACGGACUGCAUUCACGCACGCUCAGCUGGCGUAUCUCGAACGGAAAUUUCGGUGCCAAAAGUACCUCUCCGUCGCUGACAGAAGCGACGUGGCGGACGCCCUCAAUCUCAGCGAGACGCAGGUGAAGACGUGGUAUCAGAACAGAAG